Molecule: messenger RNA, 6289 nt
Organism: Sinocyclocheilus rhinocerous
Lineage: Eukaryota; Metazoa; Chordata; Actinopteri; Cypriniformes; Cyprinidae
Product: tyrosine-protein kinase BAZ1B-like
Exons: 18
Coding region: 543-5513 (1656 amino acids)
Biological process (GO): DNA damage response; chromatin remodeling
Cellular component (GO): WICH complex
Molecular function (GO): histone binding; histone H2AXY142 kinase activity
Source: RefSeq, a predicted model, not a curated record
UCGCUGCUUGCUACCGGGGUAACGGAGUUUUGAGGUUGUACGGAAUGUGGCCGGUGUAGCCAGGAACUCCCGCCAUUUUUCAAUCAGCUAUAAACCCUCUUAUUUGUUUAUGUAAUCAGCACGUACCUCAAAACAGUAUCUACGCGGUCUACAGUCGCUUUGGCCUGGAGAAACAACACGGACCUGAGCGGCAUAAGAAAGCCCGCCAUACCAGCUCUGACGGGUCGCCUUCCGCGCUUCCAUCCCCGGCACCCAGGAGCUUCCGCUCACUCCUCACGCUCUCUUCAGGCAUCUCACCAUGACCCCACCGGCUUCCUCAAUCCAGCGGAUUUAACACGGGAGAUGUAACUGAUCGAUAAAACCGUACUUUUGUUUGUGUUUUGUUUCCGUAAAAGUAAGUAAAGCAGCGCGCGCUAGCCUAGCCCGAUGCUACGCCGCUGAGACGCGCGGAUUCACGGCAUAUUCAGUUCAAGCUGAGAUUGAGCGGGGGUUAGUUCAGUAGUUAACUUUACAGACACAUCCAGGACCGCAGCGAGCCCGCCAUGGCACCGUUACUAGGCCGGAAGCCGUACCCUUUGGUUAAGCCGCCGUCGGAGCCGCCGGGCCCAGCAGAGGAGGUGUUCAUCAUCGAGCACACUAAAGAGGCCUUCAGGAACAAAGAAGAGUAUGAAGCUCGACUGCGCAGGUAUGCAGAGCGGAUAUGGACGUGUAAAAGCACCGGCAGCAGCCAGCUCACACAUAAGGAGGCUUGGGAAGAAGAACAGGAGGUCACAGAGCUGCUUCAGGAGGAGUACCCAGUGUGGUUUGAGAAGCCGGUUCUGGAGAUUGUGCACCAUAACACAGUAUCUCUUGAUAAGCUAGUGGAUCUGGUCUGGCUGGAGAUUCUUACCAAGUAUGCUGUGGAUGAGGAGUGUGACUUCUUGGUUGGCAAGGAUAAGACGUUGCAUGUGAAAGUGGUAAAGAUUCUUCCACUGGAGAAUCCUCCCGAAGAAAAUGUGGAGAAAAAGAUGGAAGGAGCUUGUGAUUCUCCAUCCAGUGAUAAAGAGAAUGCUAGUCAGGAGAACCUGAAGAAGGAGCCACAGUCCAAAGAGGAGGACAGCAGGAGAGAGAGUCUCUCUGAUAGGGCCCGCCGUUCACCCAGAAAACUCCCAACCAGUAUGAAAGAAGAGAAGAAGAAAUGGGUCAUGCCCAAAUUUCUGCCCCACAAGUAUGAUGUCAAACUUCUCAAUGAGGACAAAGUUAUCAGUGACGUCCCUGCAGACAGCCUGUUCAGAACGGAGCGGCCUCCCAACAAAGAAAUAAUGCGCUACUUCAUCAGACACUACGCUCUGAGGUUGGGCUCGGGAGAGAGCGCCCCCUGGGUGGUGGAGGAUGAGUUGGUGAAAAAGUACAACCUGCCAAGCAAAUUCAGCGACUUUUUACUGGACCCUCACAAGUUUUUGGCAGAAAAUCCAUCAGCUAAGAGGAAAAGCAUGAGCUCACCGGAAGGUAAACCCAAUAAGAAGCUGAAGACUGCGGAGACAGGAAAAGACAGUGAGGGAGUCCAAGUAAAAGGGGAAAAGAAGAAAAAGAAAAAAGAUUCCCAGAACAUACCUCUCAGCCCAACCCUCUGGGGUCAUAUGCAGGUGAAGAAAGUUAAUGGAUCUCCCUUAAAAAUGAAAAACUCCAGUACAUCUAAGAAAUGUGAUGGGGAAAACAUCCUCAGCCCCCCAAAAUUAAAUAAAAAGCGGGGAGACAAAAAAUCCACUGACCCCAAAAAGAGCCGCAAGAGUGGGGUCACCAAAACUCCCAAUGGCCAGAAGCUCUCCAAAAAGGAAGACAAAAGCGCUGGAAGCACCAAGAAACCCAAAAUGAAGCAGAUGACCCUUUUGGAUCUUGCCAAAAGCCCACCUGCUGCAGCUAGCCCCAAAAAGCGAGGCAGAAGUCCAAGUACUGGCUCUGCUAAGCUGGGCAAACCUUUGGCGCCCAUGGCCUUACAUCUCCUUCGGUUUUACAAGGAGAAUAAAGGCAAAGAAGACAAAAAGACAACUCUGUCCUCACUGGUGUCUAAGGCGGCAAAAACGCUGUCCACAGAGGAUCGUGGCCGGCUUCCUGAGGAGCUGAAAGAGCUGGUGCAAAAACGCUGGGAACUGCUUGAGCAGAAACGCCGAUGGGCCCUUAUGACCGAGGAGGAGAAACAGGACGUUCUGCGGCAGAAGCGCCAGGAAAUCAAGCAGAAGCUGCGUGAGAAAGCCAAAGAGCGGAGAGAGAAAGAAAUGCAGAUGAGACGGGAGAUGUCACGCCGUUACGAAGACCAGGAGCUCGAAGGCAAGAGCUUGCCAACGUUCCGUUUGUUCGACAUGCCCGAGGGGCUUCCCAACACCCUCUUUGGUGACAUAGCCAUGGUAGUUGAGUUCCUUCACUGCUACUCUGGCCUCCUGAUGCCUGAUGACCAGUAUCCUAUCACCUCUAUCGCUCUGAUGGAGGCUUUAGCUGGAGAGAAGGCAGGUUUCCUUUACUUGAACCGUGUGCUGGUGGUGCUGCUGCAAACACUUCUGCAAGAUGAGCUGGCGGAAGGUUACAGUGAACUGGACAUGCCGUUAUCUGAGAUUCCUCUGACCAUGCACUCCGUAUCCGAGCUGGUGCGCUUGUGUUUACGGCCAACGGAUGCCCAUGAGGAAGAGAGCGCCCGCGGCUCGGAUGACUGGCAGCCUGGUGUGGGCUACGAUGACGUGGUGAGCAGUGAGUUCUUGGAAAAGCUGGAGACGUCGGAGGUGUUUGAACUGAACUCUCAGGAGAAGGUCAGCCUGCUGGUGGCGCUGUGUCAUCGUAUCCUCAUGACCUAUUCAGUGGAAGAUCACGUGGAGGCCACUCAGCAGCGAUCGGCCGAGCUGUGGAGGGAGCGGCUUGCCACGCUUAAAGAAGUCAAUGAACGUAAAAAGGCAGAGAAGCAGAAACGCAAAGAGCAGAUGGAGGCAAACACCGAUCCUAGCGGAGAGGUACUAAUGAGGGCAGAUGGGAGGAAAGAUUCAAAUGUGAUAAAAGAGACACCUAAGGUCCCCGCCAAAGUGGAACCAGAGCCGGAGGACAUGAUCAGCACAGUGAAAAGCAGACGUCUGAUGUCCAUUCAGGCCAAGAAAGAAAAGGAAGAGCAGGAACGGCAAAACAAAGAGCGUAUGGAGAAGGAAGUGGAGGAGGAGCGAAUCAGGAAGCAGAAAGCCGCAGCAGAGAAAGCCUUGCAGGAUGCCGUCACUAAAGCAAAGCUGGUGCUGAGGAGAACACCACUGGGUACCGACCGCAAUCACAACCGGUACUGGCUGUUCUCUGAUGUGGUUCCUGGCCUGUGUAUUGAAAAGGGAUGGGUUCAUGAGAGUAUAGACUACACAUUCACUCUUCCUCCUGAAGAGGAGCCGGUGUCGACAGAGGAAGACAAAGAGGAGGAGACGGAAGAUGGAGAGAAAGAGGAUGAAGGCAGCAUAGUCAGCGCUUCUAAUGAAAAUGGUCAACAGGGGGCACCAGUGCUUGAGUCCUGUAUUGAGACCACUGUGCCCAAACAAGGCCAAAACCUCUGGUUUGUGUGCGAUUCGCAAAAAGACCUCGAUGAACUAAUAGAAAGUCUUCACCCUCAGGGAGUAAGAGAGAGUGAACUCAAACUCAGGCUCCAGGUUAAUUACCAGGAAAUCUUGCAUUCCAUCCAUCUGACGAAAAAAGGUAACCCAGGCCUGAAGACCUGUGACGGAUACCAGGAGCUGCUUAAAUUCUUGCGCAGUGACAUUAUCGAGGUAGCAUCUCGUCUGCAGAAAGGAGGCCUUGGAUACAUGGAGGACACAUCUGAAUUUGAAGAAAGGGUGCGUGACUUGGAGAAGUUGCAGGACUUUGGGGAGUGUGUGAUCACACUGCAAGAGAGCGUGAUCAAGAAGUUUCUGCAGGGCUUCAUGGCACCCAAACAGAAGAAGAAAAAGAAGACCGGUGGAGAGGAGAGCACGACGGUGGAGGAAGUGGAUGAUCAGAAGAGACUGGCUGAAGAGGCCAGGGUAGCAACCGCGGUGGAGAAGUGGAAAACUGCAGUCCGUGAAGCUCAGACUUGCUCUCGUAUGCACGUUCUGCUCGGCAUGCUGGAUGCCUGCAUCAAGUGGGAUAUGUCUGCAGAGAACGCUCGCUGUAAAGUGUGCCGCCGGAAAGGAGAGGAUGAUAAGUUGAUUCUCUGUGAUGAGUGUAAUAAAGCCUUCCAUCUGUUCUGUCUGCGGCCGGCACUGUACCGUAUACCGGCGGGUGAGUGGCUCUGCCCAGCCUGUCAGCCAACUACCGCCCGACGCAGCUCCAGGGGCAGAAACUAUAAUGAGGACACAGAGGAAGAGGAGGACUCGGAGGAGGAAGAUGAAGAAGACUCUGAAGAGGAAGAUUCAGAAGAAGAAUACAGGGACACGGGCCACAGCUUGAGACCUAGGAAGAAGGUGAAGUCAUCUUUGAAGCCCAAAGUGCAGAGUAAACCGCCACAGAAGAAGCAUUCCUCUCCUAGUGCCAAACCAGCUCUCAGACCUGCUUCCAAGCCUGAUCCAAAACCUGAACUCAGAUCUGCUUCCAGACCAGAUCCAAAGCCUGCUCUCAGAUCUGCUUCCAGACCAGAUCUUAGACCUGCUCCCAGACCUGUUUCCAACCCAGAUCCUAAACCAGAACCUAAACCUUCUCCCAAACCUGCUUCUAAACCAGAUCUCAAACCUGCUUCCAAACCGGAUCUUAAACCUACUCCCAAACAAUUGCCUAAAUCACGACCUGCACCAAGCAACCCUGCAGACAUCGAUGAGCUGGUGCGACAGAGCUCCAAGUCUCUAUCAAAGAAACAAGCUAUUGAGGUAGAGAAAUGUGAGGAGAUUCUUCAGAAGCUGAUAAAAUACCGACACAGCUGGCCCUUCAGGGAACCUGUAUCUGCUGAAGAAGCCGAGGAUUAUCGGGACAUCAUCAGCUGCCCGAUGGACUUCACCACCAUGCAGGACAAGUUCAAAUCCUCCCAGUACCACAACGCCAGCGAUUUUCUCGAGGAUGUGAAGCUUGUCUUCUCAAAUGCAGAGGAAUACAACGAGCCCGACAGCGACGUCCUGACCUGCAUGGCAUGCACAGAGCAGGCAUUCAUCGAGCUCCUUCAGAAAAGCCUCCCUGGGAUCGGCUACCUGCGACGGCGAACACGCAAGCGCCCGGCCACUCACUCCGAAGAGGAGGAGGAGAGGGGGAAGAAGAUACAAAAUGGGAAGCAAGGGAGAGCCUCAUCCAGACAGAAGGAAGAUGAUGAGGAAGACUCUGGACGGAGGAAGACCAGACAGAGUGGUGGAGAAUGGAACCAAGAUGACAGCGAAAGUGAGGAAGAUGAGGAGGAGGACGAGUCUGUGAGAAGGAAGAGCAAGCAGACAAAUCGCAAAGAUUAUCAGGAGCAGGACAGCGACAGUGAGAGGGACAGCAGGAGAACUGGAUUGAGACGGGCCAGCAGUGACGAGGACUCGGGCGUCCAGCGACAUUCCAAGAGGCUCAAACGCUCAUGAAGACCAGGGUGCUUUGUGUUCUUUGUAUUCAUUUUUGUACCCCCUCCUUAUUAAUCAGAAGGCGAAACGGGGUGCCCCAUACCACUGCAUAUUGGACGGAACUUUUGCUCACCCCGAUGUAGAUGUUUGGGUUUAUUUUACUUUUUGGAAGUUUUUGUUAAUAUUGGAGAAAACUGAUUUAUAUUUGUAAGUUGAUUAAUAAUGGUGACACGUGGUUUUUCAACCUUAAGAUUUGCAUUGAAAAAGAGAUGUCAUCUCCUUGAGCUCUUAAGACUUUUUUCAUUUGAUAUUUGGCCUAAAAAAACACAAAUAAUAAUAAUAAUAAAAAAAGAAAACACUUGAAUCCCAAAAAAGAUUGUAAUUGGGUUGCAGAUACCACCAAGCCGUGUCUGAUUUUGAUGGUUUGAGAGGUUUCCCUGUAAAAGUUGACCUGUAAAUGUUAUAAAGUGAUUCAGAAUGAAACGGAUCCUUUUGCGUAGACCUUCUCGCAGCCUUUUAAAUGAAUUAACCAGUGAGCGUCCAGAACUAGGCUCUUUCAGUGAAACUGACGUUAUGCGUUUUCUGUGUCUCAUAAAAGCUGUUUAAUUGGCACUAAACCCCCAUGGUGGUAUGACAUUGAACUAAAAGUCUUUAAUUUUUGAAUGUGCCACCACUUUUUUCCUUUUCUUUAGUCAUUUAUUAUUUUGCCGUUUUACAAUAAAAGCUGUCAUCCUUGCGUUCGGUUAAACAACUUCAGUUUUUGAAAAGCAGGAGAUCACUGAUCUUGUUUAUUGGCA